Molecule: messenger RNA, 13641 nt
Organism: Anneissia japonica
Lineage: Eukaryota; Metazoa; Echinodermata; Crinoidea; Comatulida; Comatulidae
Exons: 29
Coding region: 42-11795 (3917 amino acids)
Biological process (GO): positive regulation of DNA-templated transcription
Cellular component (GO): histone methyltransferase complex; nucleus
Molecular function (GO): histone H3K4 methyltransferase activity; zinc ion binding; protein binding
Source: RefSeq, a predicted model, not a curated record
GUUGUAAAGCUUGUUGCAGGGCCCUCUAUGAAGACUACAAGAUGGCGCGUUUACGCUUUCCCGGUAGACCUGGGCAGAGAUUUGGUCGUAAUCUAGUUAGACUAUUGCCUGAAGAAGCUCAAAAUUGUCACAGAACAUUCUUCAAUGUCACAGCUACCAUCCAUAGAAAUUUAAAGCAAUUUUACGAGUUAGUUGGAGAGUCAGAUGAGGAUGAGGAAUUUGAAGGAUUUUUGGAUGAAGAUGUAAGAGCAACUUUCCAUUCUGAUAUAGACUCAUCACCAGAGAAACCUUCUAGAAUACCUUCUAGAGGGCGCCUUAAGCGAACGCCUAGAAAGUCUUACAGAGAUCUACUGAAAUAUGGUAAAGGUGCUUUUUGCAAGUUAAAACAAUAUGAAAUAGAAAGUGAGGUUGAAAAAGCAGUGAAUGAAGUAAAAUAUGACUCGCCUGAACGAUUUGCGAGACGUCCUGUUCUGAAAUUGAAGCGUUUAAGAGGUUCACACAGUACCUCAGACUCAUUAAGUUCUGCUAAGCACUCAUUACUAUUAGAAAAUAGCACAGAUGUUGAAUUAAGCAGUGAAGUCAAAGAAACUGAUGAUGAGGAAGAUCCGUUAAUAUCAAUAGGAUCUGGGCAGCCAGGAAAAGGGAAAAUUGCAAGGAUUAUUCGUUUGAAAAAUCGGAAAUCUGUAAUUCGAUAUGUUACACCUUCUGAAAAUGAGUAUGUUUCCUUGGAACUUUUUGAACGAAAACGUCAAUAUAAGAAACCAUUUAUUCCUAAAAAUGUUGCUGCACCACAGCUUAAAGUUGCAGUACAAGUCAGGAAGUCGGAACAGACUAUUGCAAAGCAGCUCCUCAAGAAAGCAAGGAGAGGAAGACCCAGUAAGAACAUAUUUGGAACUCUUGCUCUGGCUAAAGAUGACAAUAUUCCAAUUUUGUUUCGAAAGAGACAAAUUAAAAGGACUCAACAGUAUGAUGGAAUGGUAUCUGGUCAGGAUUUUAAUUUUUUAAAGCGAAAGGAGAACAGCAGGGUUAAGCAAAAAGUAAUUCCCAAAAAGAAAGAACUAUCCAAGGUGAAAGAAAUCCCCACACGGAGGAAGUAUGUCAGAAGAAAAGGUGUUGCAAAAAAGCUGCCAUCUUUAAAGUUGGAAUUGUCAAAAGUCGCAUAUAAAAACCCAAAGAAAUUUUCUCUUCCUCAAAUAAGUGCAAGAUCUUCACGAAAAAUUAAACCCUCUAAGCGUUUUCUUGAUGGAAGUUUGCUUUAUAGUUCCGCUAACUUUCCCGAAAAUCAGGAACAUGGCAUAAAGUCUAUCAAGCGGGAAAGUGUUGCUCCGAAAGACAGUUCAGGUAAGGAGAACAAAGACCGACCAGUGAAAAUACCAGUAAAAAUUAAAGCAAAACCUGCUGUAAAAGUGAAUGCUGUUACGAAAAAGAAAACACCAAUAACUAAAGUAAUCUCAAAUAACCUUUCCCAAAAGAAAAAGCUAAAGCUAACAGGGAAGUCUAAAAAACAGCAUACUCAGAAGAAAAAAACAUUAAAUCUAAGAGCUAGGAAGGCAAGCAUUUCAAAGCCAGUCAAAAAGAGACUGAAAGAGUUAAAGGAACCGGAUAAUGUAGUCACAGAAAGUUUUCAAAUAAAAGAAUCUAUAGAUAAGGAUGAGAAAAGUGCAAUAGUAUCAACAAAAGAAUUUGAGGAAAAUGAGCUUGAAACCAAAGAUGAAUUGUCGAAGGACACUGUUGUCAUGGAAACGAAAAUUAAAGCGGCAGAAGAUGCCAUUGAAAUCUCGGUAGAGGACUCAAUUAGUUCAGAUGAAAACAUUUUACGUGAUAUAGAAAGAACAACUGAAACAGACACUACUGAUGUGAUAUUGAAAGAUGAAGUACUAUGUCAGCAUCUGACAAUGCUGGCAGAUUUCUCAAAUGAAGAACUUUUAGAGUUACAAGGUAUCUUCAGCGAUGAAGUUCCGUUGACAGACUUGAAAAGCACAGUGAGUAAAAAGAAGAAGAAGAAAAAGAAGAAGAAAAAGUGCCAUCAUAAACGCUAUGUUGCAAAGAAGUUUGAUUUAAAUAUCAGAGAUGAAAAUGAGACGAUAAAAAAGAAACGAAAAAGUAAAAAAAAGAAAAGGAAGACAUUGCCCCAAAAAAGUCCAAGGACAUUACAAAAGCCGGAGCGUUUCAAAGAUGGAAAUUUUGUUUACAGUGAUGAAUGGAGCGAUGUCGAAACUACUGGCCCUUUUAAGAUGUCUCAUCGAAGUGAAACAAAAAGUAAAGAUAUACCCAAGAAACUAUUGGAGAAGGCUAAAGCCAUGGCCCGACGACGCUUAAUUUUGAAGUCAAAGGAAUCGGCCGCAAAAGCAGAGCGAGUUCGCAACCAGAGUUCAAAGCUUCAGAAGAAGAGUCCCAUGGAGGCGAAGACUUCGACACCCGCAACACUUGGGACAUGGCCAGAUGCUGUCUCUCGGCAGAUGGCUGAGGCCAUAGAAGCAGACAGGUCACCUGAAAGAAUCGCCAAGAACCAAGCCCAAAAGAAAGAGAAAAAAGUUGAAGCAGUACCUAAGCCCAAGUCAGUUCGGUUACUAGGUCGUGGCCCCCGUAUCAAGCAUGUUUGCCGUCGUGCGUCUGUAGCCUUAGGAUGCCCCACCGCUAUUUUUCAAGAGCUUGAAGAGCCCUCGCUGAGUGCCUUACCUCUGGACGAGAGAGACCAAGCAAUGGUCGUACUUGAUUCUGACACGUCAGUAGACAGAGGCGAUACUUCAAGUCCCUCCAUCUCCUCAACGACCUCUUCACCUCUUUUGGUGAGAACUAGACCGGGCUCAAAGACUGGGCGUAAUCGCAAAAUACGCUGCAAGGUAUGUCCGGGCUGUAAGCAGGUCGAUGAUUGCGAACAAUGCGGAAAUUGCUUGGACAAAACAAAGUAUGGUGGGCGUAAUGUAAGGAAGCAAUGUUGCAAAUAUAAAAAAUGCUCGAACCCACAGUGGUCAUUAAAGACCAGUAUAACGAGACCUAAAGUACCUGCAAUCCAGAAACUGGUGGAUUUCGAUAAACCUGAAAACAACAAUCAGACAGGAAAGAAGAGCAAAGCUUUUGUUGCAAAUAAAAUCAUAAAGAAAAGCCUGCGAGAAAUGUUGUCGUCCCGUCAACAGAAGAUUGAGAAUAGUUUGAACACACAGGUGGUAGUGAAGAGUCAGUUGCAGCAAGUACACCAUGCGAUGCAUCGUAUAAUGCUUAACUACAAGACUGACUGUAAUGUAUUGAAUGCAUGGCAUGAUGGGGUAGCCAUCUUAUCAUCAGAGCCAAUGGUUCCCCGUACCGUUUGCUAUCUGUGUGGAAGCAAGGGCCAACAUGAUUUUCUUUAUUGCAAUAUCUGCUGCGAGCCAUUCCAUGAAUUUUGUCUGGAUGAAGAAGACCAGCCGCUUGAUGGAGAGGUAGAGAACUGGUGCUGUCGAAACUGCAAGUUCUGCCAUGUCUGUGGCUGCCAGAAUAAUUUAUUGCAAUGCAACAAGUGUAAGAACACCUAUCAUGCUGAAUGCCUGGGUCCUAACUAUCCAACCAAACCCUCAAAGAAAAGGAAGAUUUGGAUUUGCACAAAAUGUGUGAAGUGUAAAAGUUGUGGUGCUACAACACCCGGUCCAGGCAAUGCUACCUGGUGCUACGACUUCUCAUUAUGUCAAGAUUGUGGGAAGUUGUUUGAUCGUGGCAACUAUUGUCCCAUUUGCAAUCGUUGCUAUGAAGAUGAUGAUUACGAAUCAAAGAUGAUGCAAUGUGGGUCAUGUGACACAUGGAUUCAUGCAAAGUGCGAAGGAUUAACAGAUGAUUUAUAUAAUAUAAUGGCAGACCUGCCAGAGAAUGUUGUGUAUCUUUGUCCUCGCUGUGAUCCAGUCAGGCCGGCAAAAUGGAUGACAGAAAUAAUGGAGGAGAUGCAAGCAGGAUUCAAGAAUGUUAUCACAUCAUUAUUAAAUUGUAAAAGUGCAAGUCAUCUUAUUAAACCAAAGAAAAAUAAAUCUAAAAAAGAUUCCAGUCGGUCAUCUGGUGUGUUAGAUGUUCAACGACAAGAAAUACCAACAAGGACGUCACCAAGGUUACAUCAAGAAGGCAGCAGUUCUACUCCAACGCGGACAUCUCCCAGAUUAGCCAAUACAGAAGGACACAAGUCAACGCCACCAACUUCAAGUGUUAUAGAUUAUAGUUGUUACUCCUUGUGUGAAAUCACUGGCAGACUUAUAGACAAUCAAGCCAUGAUGCAGGUAGCACCAGCAUCAUGUGACACUCCAGAUGUUGCUAUGGAUGGCGUGCAAGAGGUUGCCAUAGAAGGCACACAGGAUGUGUUGAAUGAGUGUAAUAGGGAAACAUCUGUUUCAAAUAAAUUACUACAAGAGUCUAUAGCUGGUUCUGGGACCUUACCACAAACCAGUAUAAACUCAAAUUUAACAGAAUCAGGAAUUAAUUCAACGAACAAUACAAAAAUUCAAGAGGAUUUAUCUGCAAAGGGAAACACAAAUGUUUUAAUAAAUUUUUUGGAUGAUAGUAAAUUAGCUGUUACUAGUGAAAACAAUCAGCAAAAUGAAUUAAUGGCUGUUUGUAAGGAGUUAGCAAGUUGUGAUCCAAUGGCUUUGUUAGUCUCUGGAGAAUCCGAGAGCAUUGAUCCAACAGACUUGUCACUUCCCAAAGAAAGUGGAGGCAUUGCUCCUACUACUUUGCCAGCCUCAGAAGACAUUGGAAGCUGUGAACCUUCAGGGCUGUUAACCACCAAGGAGAGUGGAAGUGUUAAUUCUUUAGGAUCUGAGAUGGAAGAAAUUGAUGUAAUGUUAGUUGAUGACAAUAAAACAUCUGAUAAAUUGGAUAGUGGCGAAAAAGGUCUUGCAAUGGAGAUGCCUUCCAUGGAAGUGGACAAUAAUGGAGAGGGGAUCAAUCUUAAAAAGGACACAUCUACUCGUUUGAAUGUUGGUCCUGAUGAUAUUGAUUCAGCAAAAAAAUCUAACAUACCAGUAGAUGGUUGUUCAAUUAAUAUAGGAUUGCCUGUACCUCAAACGUCAUCUACUUCAACUAUGACAGCAGUAAUGGGAGACGUUACCAAAACAUUGACUUUGUCACUUCCUAAAAUCUCUAAUAAAGUAAUGACAACUAAUUUGCUUGAAACGUCGACUGCCAAUAUUUUAGGAAACACUAAUAUUCGAAAGGAAGUAACCACUUCUAGUUUUGGUUCAUUGAAUACUGCCAGUACAGUUGUCUCUGCUGGUGUUGACACCUCAGAAAAUCAAGUCUUGGAUCUUAGUUCAAUAUCGCCAAGUACUUGCACAACCAUAUCUGCAUAUUCCGAUGAAGGAAAUGCACUGACAUCUCCAGCCAGUUUGCAGAUUCUUGCUGACUUUUUGCAAUUUAAUGUUGCCAAUGCAACAGGAGCGGCUAACAAUACUUUACUAACUCUACCAUCGAAUGUCACUAACCACCCAGUGUCACUUGUCACAAACAGUACAAAUGGACAGUUAGUCCCAUCUGUGAACAGUAAUACCAGCAUUAUUCCUCCGGGUGUAUCCAUCCUUGAUCUGACACAAGGCUUACCAGAUGACAUCAGUAACCUUAUUCUCCAGUCUGAUGCAAGCCUGCAAGAAUUGACCUUGGACUCUGUUGCAACACCUGUGAAAGAAAAGGUAGAGCGACCAGCAAAUUUCAUUAUGGUAAAGAACAAAGUGGACUCCAUGAAGUAUUUAUCAGUGUCGGACUUCAUUGAUGAUUGCGUAGCCAUCAUACAGGAAUCCAUUUCAAGUGAGACUUUGCAGACUGGGGCUCUAAAGCGCAGCAAUCUAGUUGUCCGAGAACAGUUUCUGAAUGUCAUGGAAAAGAUGUUUCCAUGGUGUAAUGUGUUGAACUCUAACUGUUGGCAGAAGAAUCAUAUUUAUCCAGAUGGUAUGCUGCCCAAUGCUGUAUUACCCCCACAUUCUGAUCAUGAGUAUGCACAGUGGCAGGUAAGGACAUUACCAGCACCAAAGACACCACAACCAUCACCGCUGAAGAAGGUUCACCCAUCGAAACGAGUCGCUGAAGAGAGUUCAGAACUUGAGGAUGCAUUUGAUUUUCUGCCACUGAAUGAGAACAUUGAAGAUCCUCGACGCUGCAACUUCUGUGGAGAGUACGGUGACCAUGAGCCAGAUCACGCUGGACGACUGCUCUACAGCGGACAGGACGAGUGGAUACACAUCAACUGUGGGCUGUGGUCAGCAGAGGUGUUUGAAGAAAUUGAUGGGUCAUUGGUGAAUGUCCACAGUGCUAUAUCCAGAGGACGUUUAUUGCGUUGUGAACUAUGUGAUCGGACAGGUGCAACAGUUGGUUGUAACACUCGUGGUUGCCCUGCAAAUUAUCACUUUAUGUGUGCUCGAAAAAAGAACGCAUUCUUCCUUGAGGACAAAAAAGUUUUUUGUUGGCAGCAUGGACACCAUGCUGACAAAGAGCUUGUUGAGGAUGGUCACUUUGCAGUAUUGCGACGGGUUUGCAUCAGUCUUGAUAACAUGAAACCAAACAAGACGUUUUCUAAAGGUUUACAGCCAUCACAAGUGAAUGCUAUGAUUGGGUCAUUAACAGUGGAGUAUUUAGGCCGUUUAGGUCCUCUCUCGGACUGCAAAGAAGCACUUUAUCCAAUUGACUAUAGGUGUUGUCGUGUGUACUGGAGUACUGUUGAUCCAGGUAAACGAUGUGUUUAUAACAUCAAGAUUUUAGAGGUAACACCAGAGACAUCUUCUGACCAGUCUUCACUUGUUGAAACCAACAAAACAUUGAUACAUAAAGUUCAUGCUAACAUGGCUGACAACCCAGUGCCCAUCACAGAUGUCAUGAGUGAUGACAAUAUGUUAACGACCAUCUCAAAUUUCGGACAUUCAACUGAUUUUGAAACCUCAGAUGUCAUUCCACUGGAGACAAAUGAAGAAGCAGGGGAUGUCAUUAAAUCACUCCAUCAAAAUGAAUCUGAAUUGGUGACAAUAAAUAGCAGCAUUGAUUCUCAGAAUCAGCAGCUUGAUCAAAUGGAAACACAGGAACCAGCAAAAGUCAAGAGGUUAUCAGAACAAGCUUUAGAGGUUUAUCAAGAAACUACAGGAAAUUCAGUUCAGUUUGGCAUGGGAGUCGAUGAAGAUUUUGUUUUCAGUCUCAACGAAUCCACAAAGUUAAGCAACAGCUAUCCAAUGUCCAGAACGGACAGCUGGAGAAAGAAGACUGAAAAUGCAAGAUGUCACUCUUGGUCUGGUGGAGAGACAAACCUACAGGGUAACAUGAUUAUUAACUGCACUAACAAAGAAGAAUCACAACUGGUCCAUGAUGACCACCCUGUUGUGUUGAGUAGAAUGGUUGAAGCCUUGAAUAGAGCUGCUGCUGGAUCACAAAAGAAAUGUAAACCAAUCAGAGAUACUGUAUGUAACACCUUGUCAAACACCCUGAAAACCAAUGAAAUUCAUGUCAGUGAUGUAGCAAUUAAAGAAGCAGAUAUUGGAGGAAAUCCUAUUGGAGAUGCAGUCUGUAAAAGUACUCAAGUGUUAGUGACUGAGAAUAGUAUCGACUCAGAUGCUGCCAUAACAAAAACUGAUGUUGAUUCCUGUAUACUUGUUGAUGUAUCUCAUAGCAGUCAUCAUGACAGUCAUCAACCCUGUGAAGCCAUGGUAAAUCAGAACACUGCAGACCAUAGUGGUGAUAUCACAGAUCCUUGCAUUGUGGGUAAUUCAGAAGAAAUUACAAAUUUGAUAUCAACUCAAUUUCCAACAAGCAAUUAUUUAAUGAAAAGUGUUUCUAAAGAUGAUGGAAAGGAAAAUUCUGAAACUGACUUUGGAAAAGCUGAGGAUCAGCAGUUACAACUUGUGGAUGAAGAUGGUGAAGGACAGCAUAAUGUAGAAGACAGCCUCUCCACUAAGCCUGUUUUUGGUACUGACAUCAACCAUCUUCUCAGCGUUAAUUCUUCUAAGAUCACUACACAAAAUUCAAAUACAGAUAACAAUAAAGAACCUUUAUUGAUCACUUGUAAUGGGGAUGUAGCAGUUACUGCUAAAUAUACAGAGGGGAAAGAAGAAUCACAAACAAAUAAUGAAAAUAACAGUGGGCCAAAUGAUUGCGAAAAAUCAACAGUUGAAACAAAUGAUAAUGUGAUGGAUGAAUGCAAAGAUAUAAUUGAUUUGUCAAAGGAAAAACACAUUGGUGUAUGUCAGAGAAAUGAUGAGCCAUUGGAAUGUACAUAUUGCAGUAAGUCGUACGUCAAGGAAAGUUUCUAUCUUAAACAUAUCAUGAAUUGUAAACAAAGGCAAGAUAAUGUGACAGACAAUAAGAGAGGUUUGGAAGAACUCAGUGUUGUGAUCACCAAAGAUGAGGAUGUGUUAUUGCAAGAUCCUGACAACGGUCAGUUAAAGAGAAAGCUUGGUACCAACAUUGAUGAAGCAAUGAUUAGCCCACGAUCAAGAAAAAAAUAUAAGUUAGAGGCUGAAAGAUUGAAUUUUGAUGAAUUUGUCCCAGAAUCUAAACUGGAUAAAUUGGAUAUUGCAAAACCAGGAAGAAAGAGUUACCCGAUGAGGAACACCUCUUCCAGGCUGAUCAGAAUCGCAUCAGAAUCUGAGACAAUGGAAAUCACAGAUGAGCUUCCAUCACCACCAAAGAUCAGGAAAGGUCUACGAGUUAGCUUAUCACCAGUGGAUAUUAAAACUGCUCAUGAAAGUUUAGAAAAAGAUGAAACUUCUGAUGCCAUUAAACCUGCCGUGCCAAAACGUGGUCGCCCACGAAAGCUACCUGUAAGUAAUGAAGUUCAAGCUGAAAAUGCAUUAGGAAAUACAAAUGAAAGAAGAGUGACUAGAUCAAGACUUUUUGAAAAUGAAUCUUGUGGAGAUGUUCAAGGUGGUAUCAGUACAAGAAGGAGGCCAAGAAACAGUGGUGAUACUUCAAAACCAUUGGAGGCUAAAGAAAAGAGUAAUGAUUUGGAUGACAACGUGCAAUCGCCACCUGUGAAGAGGAAAAGAGGAAGACCGCCAUUGAAAAGAAAAGAUGACGCUGGAAACAGUAAAACUAUUACAAGUGAUGAAGUAAUUGAGGAAAUUAAUGCCACACAAACAAAGGACUCGGACAUUAAUCAGGAAGUUGGUGAUACUACAUCUAAAUUUGAAAAUACAAAAGAAAAUUCAGCAGCUGACAAAAAUCUUAAAGUAACAUCAAUGGACGAGUGCCUAAGAAGUGACACUCAAGCGCAUCUGUCUUCCUGCGUUAGAAGUUCUUCAGAUAAUUUGGUUGCAAGGGACAGAUUUAAACCAAAUAUAAUCAGAAAAAAAAAUACACAGGCAAAAGAUUGUGGUCUCCAGACAAUGCAGCCUGUGUAUAUGUAUGUCAACAAUCAAGAUGAUGGCAGCAUAUUCAAAGAAAUUCGAAACCCAUGCAGUUCUGGAAAAGAAGGAACAAUACCACUAAGCCAGCCUCAACAGGUCAUUAAUAAUUCUUCACCUGUUGAAAACAAAUCAACAAAGUGUGUUGGUAAUAGUAGCCAGGUACCAACAUCUGCUGUCAUAGGUACACAAAUACCGCCAAUUAGCAAUCCACAAAGCUUCAUCCGGAGUUUAAGCAUUCCAGGUGCAUUUGUACAGCCAUCUGUAGUUGUACAGUCACCUGUUCUUGUACAGCCUACUGUUCCUGUACAGGCACCUGUUAUUGUACAGCCCACUGUUCCUGUUGUAAACACAGUCACUGUGAUGGUUAAACCUCUUAAUCCAAUGGCUAAUGCACCAGCUACAAUACCAACAGUUUAUGUUAAAGAGAACACUCAAAUUUUAAGUCCAGUAAGAAGUCCGUCUAGUGCCCAUUUACCCCCUUCACCAGUAGUUUUACCAGUUCGGGAGGCUGUCCAAAGAAACAUGAAACCAUCCAUUAUACAAAUUUCUCGUACUCCACUCAGCUCUGCUCCAAUCCAAAAUUGUGUUACCAUGGCACAGACUAUUCCACUGUCAAACUUAAUAAACACAAACCCAGUGCAUCGCUUGAUUAACUCUGCUCCACUCCUUAAUAACCAAACCGAUGAACGGUCCCUUUUUUCAGACUUCAAGCGUAUCAUUUCUGUUCCUCCACAAGAUACAGUAAUACCUGUUGAAUCUUUAUCCCCUGUUGGCCAAGUACCAACUGGCUACAAAGUUGCCAUUCCAAGUCUUGCUCAAAACCACCACAUUGUCUCCAGAAGUCCGCCAAAAUUGAUACGUCCAUCUCAAACGAUUUCCAUUCUUGAGUCUAAUGAGAAAUCUGGAUAUUCUUAUAAACGUAUCCAUCCAGAGAAGUUACCAAUCCCCCGAUUACCACGUAUAGAGCCAAUAAAAGUUGCGCCUUUUGGAAUCCACCAUAUGAAGAGUAUCUUGAAUCCGUCUUACGUAUCUGUACCUAGAUAUCUUGGCACGACUCAGUUACCGCACUCAGUUACAACUUCAAGUUGCAGCAUUCUGCAAAGUCUUGCUCAGCAUGUAAUCACAAACCCAAGCACCAUCACCACGAUGGCCUCCAGUCCUACUUUAUUGCUUCCACCUACAGAAAGUCUUCCUAAAACAAUGUCAGUUAUGAACAGUGAUAGUGCAAAGCAUCUUGCUGUACCAGUCCAAUCUGGACUUGACAAGCCAGUGACAGCUGUGCACCAACCUGAGAUCCGUUCUUGCAAUGUAAAGGACACAACAAGAAACAUGGAUACUGAUGCCAUUCCAAGUACACCAGCAACUCCUAAUAAUGUUCAGAGGGAAAUAGAUGAAUCAACACAGCCAGCAGGAUUGGUUCACAAAGAUUUAACCCCACCCAUUCAGAAUGUUGCCGAUGAACAAGAGGUGACCUCACCACUGCUCUCCAUGUUGAUGGAGAAAGAAUUGAGAGAAAGCUCAGCUCCUCCGUCUAAGGAUGAGCCGCAUCUUGUGUUUGAGGUCACCAGUGAUGAUGGGUUUAGUACUCGUGCGGAUACGAUGGAGGAUGCAUGGAAGCAGGUGGUGGACCUUGUCAAUGAGCGGAGGAAUGAUGCCAGGAUGAAGAGUUUGUCUUUCACAGGUGUUCAUGGUCUGUGUAUGCUUGGGAUUACAAAUGAUGCAAUGGUGUUCCUUAUUGAGCAGCUAUUUGGUGCACCAAAUUGUCGCAAGUACCAUUUUCGAUACCAUAAAUAUCAACGAGAAAGUGAUGAAGAGGAAGAGCUCGCCAUCAACGCCCAUGGAUGCGCACGUGCUGAGCCCCAUAAACGGACUCGCUUCAGUCAUGAUAUGUUUGAUUUCUUGGCAUCAAAACAUCGCAAACCUCCUCCUCUACUAGUUGUCAACGAUGAUGAUGAUUCCUCAUACGGUAGUGCCAGGCGUCCUACGAGUAUUGACCUUCCAAUGGCUAUGCGUUUCCGACAUCUUAAAGAUACAGCAAAGGAAGCAGUAGGUGUAUUCAGAUCUGAUAUUCAUGGCCGGGGCUUAUUUUGUAAACGGUUGAUUGAAGCGGGCGAGAUGAUCAUCGAGUACAGUGGAACAGUCAUCCGCUCAGUCUUAACAGACAAACGAGAGAAGUACUAUGAAAGCAAGGGUAUUGGCUGUUACAUGUUUCGCAUUGAUGAUUAUGAUGUCAUCGAUGCCACAGUCCACGGUAAUGCUGCACGUUUCAUCAACCACUCUUGUGAGCCAAACUGCUACUCGCGUGUGAUCAACGUUGAUGGAAAGAAACACAUCGUGAUCUUUGCCAGUCGACAAAUCUUUGUUGGUGAGGAGUUGACGUAUGACUACAAGUUUCCUAUUGAGGACGUCAAGCUGCCUUGCAAUUGUGGCUCCAGAAAAUGUCGAAAAUAUCUCAACUAGUGAAAUAGGUAACAUCUCAGGCUGUUACGAUUAACAAAUUUUCUUCAACAAGAAACUAGCUGUAUGCCCAUAUAUAGUCAUGAUGUGCCUAUAUAUGGUCAGGAUGUCAUACAGUAUUUCCAUGAUCAUAUUUAGGGAUAUUACGUUCUUGUCAAAUAAUAUUUGAUGUGGACAAAGAUUAAUACCUAACCUUUGACAAUUAUUUGAAAUUGUUCGAACAUGCGGAAUAUAUUUGAUGGAUUUCCUUGACUAUUAUCUUCAGAAUUGUUGGAAUAGAGGAAUUGCUGUUUGAUGGAAAACUUUGUGUUGGCUUCAGAUUCCAUCAUCUUCAAAACAGAACCAUUUUUAGUGUUAUUGACAGGUUACCAGAGUAGUUUAAUCAUUAAUUUCUUUAAAGUGCAGUUCUGUAUGGUCACAUCAUUAUGACGUAUACCUAAUAAAAGGUAGGCUUGGUAUCUUUACAUGGUACAAAUUUGGGCUCAAUUAUCACAUGACCAAAUGGUACUGGCUGUGCUAAGUUAAGUGGCAACAAUCUCAGGAACUUAAGUAUAUUAAGUAAUGAUUGAUGUUUCAAAUAUAGAAUGCUUUUAUAUGAAAGAGGGCAGUAUUUAUAGAAUAUAUUGUAAAAUGUACAAAGCACUCUUGGAUAUUAUAAAGCAUUAUGGGAUAGCAUAAGUGUGUUUGAUACCUUGUUGCUCAAGCUGUAGUUUAUAUAUAUUAUUUUUUGAUUAUUUGAAAUGUUGAUUAUUUGGAGUUGAUUGUUCACAAAAAUUUUUAUCAUAUGGAAAUUAAACAAAAGAUUUUGAUUAAAUAACGCACAAAAUGUGAACUGUACUUCACUGCGAAAUCUUGAAAAUUAAGUAUUGAAUUUACCACCAUGAUAAUGCAUUAUAUAUUUCUGCAUAGAAUGAUACCAGCUAUGAAACCUUUUCCUAUAUUUAGGUAAAACUAAACAUUUAUUACAAUACUCUAUUUAGAUAGCUAUAAGGAGCUACCAAGAGAUUAUAAACAGGGCAUUUUUUUGUAAUUAUUUUUUAUGUUAAACAUACUACAUUUCAUAAUCAAUUUUUCAUAUCUUAUUUAUCACUAUUAAUUUAUUUGUACAGUAUGCCAUGUACACAAGACUUCAAUCUCAUUUGCAUAUUCAUGAGAGAAGGGAAUGGAUAUUAUUUUAUCACCUGGUAGCAAUAUUCACCAAUCAUAUGGUACAAAUUAAUAUGUCUUGACUACUAUCACUGAUUUUGUAAUCUGAUGUUACUUCGAAGGAUUAGUUACAUGGAAACCAAUAUCAUUUUGCUGGUUAGUCAAUGCCUCCAAUUAUCUGUUCUUUAUCAGCAAGUUGUAAACUCAUCACAGUUGCUUGAAACUCAUAAAAAAAGACUCUUUAGUAUCAUUAAUGAAAUAUUUAAGGUCAAGACUCCUUAGCAUCAAUAAUAUAAUGCUUAGUGAGUCUUUCAUAUUAUUGCACUUCUUCCUCUGAUAAAUGAAAUCAUUGUCUCGAUAAUAAUAUUAGAAUCUUAGUCAUUUUAAUAUUUUUUAUGAUUUGAAAUGACUUAUAAUGUAGCCUAAAUGAUUCUAGACUCAAAAUCGUAAAUCAGUUGAAAAAAAAACAGCAUUUAUUUAUUACUGCGAGGAGAAUGAACUAUGAGGAGAAUGAAUCAACAGACAGUUGUUUGUAGUAUAUUCAUCAUUUGAAGAUGUAUGUAAAAUGUACAUGUAUAUAUUUUUGUUCUGUAUAAAAGGUCGUUGACCUUCUUUCAUAAUAAAAGAGUUUCUAAUCAAUUUAUGUGUUGAUAACUUUCCAUAAUUUAUCUAAAGUGUAGAAUAAAAGAUUUUUUCAAAAUUU